Molecule: messenger RNA, 2598 nt
Organism: Empidonax traillii (willow flycatcher)
Lineage: Eukaryota; Metazoa; Chordata; Aves; Passeriformes; Tyrannidae
Product: collagenase 3-like
Exons: 10
Coding region: 601-2019 (472 amino acids)
Biological process (GO): proteolysis; extracellular matrix organization; collagen catabolic process
Cellular component (GO): extracellular matrix
Molecular function (GO): metalloendopeptidase activity; zinc ion binding
Source: RefSeq, a predicted model, not a curated record
GUUUUAAUAUUCUGGAGUUAUAGUUCUUUACAGAAACAAAGAAACAUAACUUCAUAUUGUAUAUUGUGUAGUGUUAUUUCUUAUCAACCAAGGCAACAUAUUAACAAUUGAAGUGUGUGUGAUCUCUUUUGACUGUUAAAAAUAUCUGUUGCAUGAGUGUAACUACUAAAAAGUUGCAGAAUUUAUUUUAAAAAUCAUCAAGCUUAUAUUUUUAUUGUCUAUCAAAUAGUAAAAAAACACAGUUUUUCUAGCAAAGAAGAGUAAGUUAUUGCAGCAUUGUUGCCAGUUAUUGCCAGUGUAAGUUACUGCAAAAUAAUCAAAACGUGUGGUUUGCUUCUGCCCGUUUCUUCCCACAACCUAUGUCAAUAUUCAGAGAUCUCAUGUUUAUAUGAGGAUACAGUUUCAGAGCCCUCAGUUGGAGAACGGAUGCCUAAACCACAGUGUUGGGGAGGAGAGAAAAACCAGCCGUCUAAGCAUGUUUACUUUCAGUGACAAGGAAGCUCUAACUUGUCCCUAAGUGGUGACUCACUGGGCUGGGACUAUAAAAGUAAAGGUAACUGCUCUCUGAAACAUCAGGGCUUCAGACUUCAGAAACCCAGCAUGAUGCAAUCAAGACUUUCAGCUGUUUUCUUUUUCUUGUUGGCUUUGUCCUUUUGCCUGACAAUCCCUAUCCCCCUUGAAGACAGCCAUGAAUUCACAGAGAAAGACCUUCAGUUUGCAGAGCGCUAUCUCAGGACUCACUAUGACCUCCGUCCGAAUCCUGCUGGCAUAAUAAGAAAGAGUGGUAACACAGUGGCAUCUAAACUUCGGGAAAUGCAAGCUUUUUUUGGCUUGGAGGUGACAGGCAAACUAGAUGAAGAAACAUAUGAGCUGAUGCAGAAACCAAGAUGUGGCGUCCCAGAUGUGGGGGAAUAUAACUUUUUCCCUAGAAAACUCAAAUGGUCAAAAAUGAAUUUGACAUACAGAAUUAUGAAUUACACUUCAGAUCUGAGACGUGCUGAAGUAGACAGAGCUUUCAAAAAAGCAUUUAAAGUUUGGUCUGAUGUGACACCACUGAACUUCACCAGAAUACGAAGCGGUAUAGCUGAUAUCAUGAUCUCCUUUGGCACUAAAGAACAUGGUGACUUUUACCCUUUUGAUGGGCCCUCUGGAUUACUGGCUCAUGCUUUUCCCCCUGGUCCAGAUUAUGGAGGAGAUGCUCAUUUUGAUGAUGAUGAAACUUGGUCAGAUGAUUCUAGAGGCUAUAACUUGUUUCUUGUUGCUGCCCAUGAAUUUGGUCAUUCACUGGGACUUGAACACUCUAGAGACCCUGGAGCUUUGAUGUUUCCUAUUUAUACAUACACCGGAAAAAGUGGUUUUGUUCUUCCUGAUGAUGAUGUGCAAGGGAUCCAAGAGCUCUAUGGUGCUGGAGACAAAGAUCCCAACCCAAAACAUCCCAAAACACCAGAGAAAUGUGAUGUAGAAUUGUCACUUGAUGCAAUAACAGAACUCCGUGGAGAGAUGCUGGUCUUCAAGGACAGGUUUUUCUGGCGACUGCAUCCCCAGAUGGUUGAGGCAGAAUUGGUGUUACUUAAGUCAUUUUGGCCAGAGCUUCCAAAUAAAAUAGAUGCAGCUUAUGAAAAUCCCAUCAAAGAUCUUGUGUUCAUGUUUAAGGGAAAGAAAGUCUGGGCUUUGAAUGGCUAUGAUAUAGUUGAAGACUUUCCUAAAAAGAUAUAUGAAAUAGGAUUCCCAAAAGAAAUUAAAAGAAUAGAUGCAGCCGUCCAUAUUAAAGACACUGGCAAGACUCUCUUUUUUACUGGAAAUAAGUACUGGAGUUAUGACGAAGAGGCAGAGGUUAUGGAAGCAGGGUACCCCAGGCUGAUUGAAGAAGAAUUCGCAGGAAUUGGUGAUAAAGUGGAUGCAGUCUAUGAAAGAAAUGGUUAUCUCUACUUCUUCAAUGGAUCACUGCAGUUUGAAUAUAGCAUCUGGAGCCAAAGAAUUGUCCGUGUCCUGCAUACUAACUCCCUAUUUUGGUGCUAAUUACAGCUGAGUGCCAUGUCAUAAGCUGCAAAGCAGCUUGUAUUGCAUGGAAAUAAUAAUAAUGUGGGCAUACAGAUUUACUAGAGGACAGUGAGGUUCCAUGAGCAAGCACUGGGCUUCCUACCACCAAAUGUAUACUGUAUAUAUGAAACUAUACAGCUGCGUGCCGAUCUGGAACUGAAUUAACUUAAUAGGAAAGGAGAAAAUAAAUCACUAGCGUUUCAAGGGACAUUGCACCACUUAAAGUUUGUCUAGUAUUGAAGUGAGAUGCUGGAUACAUCACACAUGAUCAUGAGUGCUUCUAAUUCCUGGUAAUCUGAGCAUGUCUAGCAUCUUUCAAGGAUAUCCUAGCAUGUCCCAAGAAAUACACCUGAUAAACCCAGGAGCAUUAUAUUUUUAAAGUAAUCCUUCACCUCUUUUUGAAAUUCUUUUUAAUGUACUAGGAAUUCAGGUGUGUAGUGAAUGAGUGAGGACUGCAGGGUGAUUCUCUGAGCAGGUAACACCAAGCCACAAAGAUGAAGUUAGAGAAUUCAAAGGUGUGUGAAAGUAUCUUAGUUUGACUGGGAAUGUCCCACUAGA